GCUGCACAGCACAGGAUGAGGAAAUGGAAGUGAAGCAACAGACUGACUUCACCCCUUUAUUGCCUUGCAAAUAUCCCAGUGUUGAAAACAGAGCCCUCUUGGUCAGACACAACCGUUCAGCUCUGCCCUUGAAUCCGUCGCUCUAUAUCAGCUGAUGGCUGACCCAAACCCCCAGCACCCGGCCACUGGCUCGUCGGCUAAACUCGACCAAGUGCAAGGUCAGGUCAACGAGGUUAAAGUCAUCCUGAAAGACAACAUCAGCAAAGUGCUGGAGAGAGGCGACAGGUUAGACGACCUGAUUGGCAAGACUGAUGACCUGCAGGCAUCGGCUGACUCGUUCCAAAGAACAUCCACACGGGUUGCCAGGAAAUACUGGUGGAAAAACAUUAAAAUGAUGAUUAUAAUCGGUGUGAUUGUGCUGAUCAUCGUUAUCCUCAUCAUCCUCUUUGCCACCAAUGUAAUAUAAAUCCUAUCGGCACUCCUUUUACUACCAGCUCAGGACUGAAAGCAAUCAAACUGGUGGAUGAAGCUCAACCUGCAGACAUCUACUUGCUCUGAUCUGAGCCUCUGAUCAUUUCAGCUCAAAUAUUUGUGUAAAUUCAAAAGGAGAAAUGUUUUGUAUUGAUCAGGUUUAUCUGCGAUGAUGUGGAUAUAAAAUUCAGAGCGCCGGAGCUCAAAUCGCCAGAAACUCGGCUGAAAUACUUCCUUGAACACUCCAACAGUCAUCAACAUGUGACGUGACUCUAUUAAUAUUUCAUAAAGGAUCACAAAUCCAAAUGAGUGUUUAUAAUUUUUAUUUUGUCGCAUUUCUUUAUGUAUAAUUACCUGUAUAUAUAUAUAUAUAUAUACUGUAUGUUUAUGACUCUGUAAUAACAUAUUAUAUGACUAAUGACUAUUAUUAAGCGGAUAAAAUGUAACAACGCAUUUUAUAUCUUUGCUACCACAGUACUGUAUAUAUGUGUGAUCUGUUCCAACCAAUCUAACAUUGCAGUGAUGUAAUAAACGAAGCAAUUCACAAAUAGCAUAUAAGAACAAUAAAUACAAAAACAAGAAGGGAUGAGGAACGCCAACUGCUCGAAAACGUUGCAGUCUUCUAAAAUAAAUGCAAAACAUCCAAAUCCAAAACUCUUUAAGAUACAACAAAUACUUCGGUAAAUGUAGAGGGGGAAAUGUGCUGUAGGUCAUAGUGCUCUUCAUUUAUUCUCUUACAAUCAGCUAGUGAUCUUUGCUGGAUACCAUCAUCUCUCUGUGGCCAAAUGCUCCAACCAGCUCCGACCGCUGAAACCUACAAAAAACAAACAAACACAAAUCAGCGUUGGAUGAACAAAAACAUGGUUAAAUUAUAAGAAAAAAAUAGGAAUCCCCCGUGUUUAUAAUGUCCAAUGUAAAAAAGAAAAAGAAAAAACAAACUGGGAACAAUUAUUUUAACAUUUUGUUUACAGUUUUAAAAAAAAAAUAGUUAGUCCAUAAGCUAGAAAUCCUGAAGUGCAAUAAAUUGAAGCGGUCAAAGCCAAAAUAUUAAAAUGGAAGAAACCUUUGAUUGGUCAAAAAAUACACAUUAAAGAAAGCAUUACAUGCAAAUUUCUGCAAAUGUAGUGACACUUCUGGUUUUACAAAAGGUUAUAAGAGGAAAAUUCAUUACAGGAAAAUUAACAAAAGGGAGGAGUUCUUUUCCAUCGCUGUCAGUAAGACAAAACAGAGCAGUACAUGUACACAAAGUAAAGCACUUUAUCCCCCAACACAGUAGAGUCCAACUACGAACCAGGUUUUAGCUCAUGGACUACUGGCUACAAGAGCUAAAUAAAGAAACAAGCAUUUUAGAUAAGAUUAGGAAUGCAUAUAUUAACAAUAGGAACUGGGAAGUCCAGAGAAUGCUGUACGUAUCCUUUGAAAAGCAAAUAGUUAUUUUUUCAUAUUUAUAAUCAUUACUUGUGGGGGGGAGUAAGGGCCUGUAAAAAAUGACAAUUACAUGUGUAUAUUUUUAACUUUUACAUUACAAACAUUUGCAAACAAAUUAAAAAUGGAAAGAAAGAUGACAAAGCUGGACGUGUCCCAUAUUGUUUUAGUUUAGAAAUGCUGAUACAGGAUGUUGUAAGACCAUACCAAAUGGCAGCAUUCGAGAGCGUAUGCUUCUCGUACCCGGUCCGCAUUGAGCGGGCCCUGAGAGUAUCUGGGAGUCAGCUCAUGGCCUGCAAGGAAGCUCCGCUGGCAGGUACAAACAAGGUAUGUCAGAGUUAGGAGACAACAUACUUCCUUUUCUGUUUCCUUGCACAUCCUUAACUUUGGCAUCCAUUUACUGUAGUAGCAGUACUUUACCUGUUAACUUUACAGUUUAAAAAAAAA
This is a messenger RNA of Morone saxatilis (striped sea-bass), 2343 nucleotides long. RefSeq lists its product as uncharacterized. Bases 155 to 466 code for a protein of 103 amino acids. Gene Ontology annotation, molecular function: syntaxin binding; SNAP receptor activity. Gene Ontology annotation, biological process: SNARE complex assembly; vesicle-mediated transport; vesicle fusion. Gene Ontology annotation, cellular component: SNARE complex; plasma membrane. The record is from RefSeq and is a predicted model, not a curated record. The transcript is spliced from 3 exons. Lineage: Eukaryota; Metazoa; Chordata; Actinopteri; Moronidae.